AAAUGUUUAAUUUGAGACACGAAGGAUACGUGACGUCGUGGGUGAAGUCCCGGCUCAGAUUUAUCUGCUGACACUGCAACCUUGACGUCAAAUGAACAAUAUUAUAUGUGUUCUAUUGUUUUCUUAUCGCGAGAAUCGGUACGAAGUGUUCUCUUACAGCAUUGAAUUUUUGGGAACGAAUCUUCAAACGAAUUUUGGAAUUUGCAAUUAUCAUGGCGAAAGUGAGGAAAAUUCAAAAUCUCGACAAUUCCUUCGAUGAGGAAGCGGCGGAUAGUCGUUGGGAUGUUGACUCGGAUUUAUUAUUCUUCUCGUCGAUAGAUAGUACCACGAAGAAAUGGAUAGAAACUCUGCACCAUAUGUGGUCACUAUGGAAGAAAUGCGAUAUUGUUAGCAAAACAUUGAUAAAUUACUUUGAAACAGCACCAAAUCCAUAUCUUAGUACUUUAAAAAUAUUGGCAAAUAUGCCAAAUAUAAAACAUAUAAAGUCUACAGAGCUUGCGCUUGACGUCAUAGAAGAAUUUUCAGAUUGGCUUGAAGAUAGAAAAGAGGCUUAUAAGGAUUGUCUUGUUCCUGAUUUGAAAUUAGCAGUUUUCAAAUUAAUAACCAAACAGAAACAUUUAAUGAAUAAAGUUUCUGUUGUAUAUGAGUUUAUGGAACAUAAAGAAAUGUUCUUACAAUUAAUACAGAAAAUGAUUCAAGAACAAAAAUAUAAAGAAGCUGCACAAUAUGCUGCGUUAUUACAAUUGCAAGAGUACUUUAAGAAUCCAGAAAUAUUAUUAAUACCUCUUAUAUUACAAAAUAAGUUGGCAGUGAUGGAUGAGUUUUUAGUUGGUUGCCCAGAUAUACAAGAAGCCUUGAUAAAAUAUUUAGAUAAUUUAAUAGCACCAAAACAAAACAUGCAGAUUGUAUUGAAUCAGUUUAUUCAGAAAAAUAAUAUAUCAGAUGUUAAGAUAUCAAUAUCACAUGUUCGUCCAAUGACUAAGCUUAUUGCACGUUUAAUAAAACAACAUAAUUUAUCACCUGAUUUAGCUCCUCACUUAAAUACAAAACGAAGUGAAGGAGCAAUACAGUUUCUUAUACAUAAGCGUUACAUUGAUGGUAGUUUAAGUGUCGAUAGCUGGAGGGAGAUGGUAAGAGAAGCAGCAGGCAAUGAUGCUGUCUUACAAGCAAAUCUACUCUCAAUGUUGGUUAAUGUUAAUGAUGUACAAGAAGGCUUGUACUGGGCAAGAGAAUUUGAGAUACCUAAAGAACAGUGGCCAUGGCAUAUCAUAAAUGCAGAAGAACAGGAUGGUGAAAAAUAUAUAUAUUUUGCAGGCAUAAAUGAGGGUGCAUCCAUUAGUAGUGAAAGAAAUCGGCUAUUAGAUGAAAGUAAUACAAAUUAUUACGUCUUAAAACUACCUAGAGUUUGUAUUAAAGUAAUAGAUAAUGUACGCUUAUUUGAAGAAUUUCUUGAUAAUGGAUUAAGAGGUGUUGAUAUGGUUGGAAUUGACAGCGAGUGGAAGCCUAGUUUUGGAACUAAACAAUCAGAGUUAGCACUUAUACAGAUCGCUACUAAUGAAAAUGUUUAUAUAUUGGAUGUAACUACUCUUAGCAAUGAAUUAUGUGAGCUGUGGAGUGAACUCGGUCUUAUAUUAUUUGGGAACCAGGAUAUAAUUAAGAUAGGAUUUGGAAUCGCACACGAUAUGACAAUAAUACGCAAAAAUUUACCUGCCUUAUCAUGUAUAAAAACAUAUGGGCAAGGAUACCUCGAUUUAAUGCAUCUAUGGAAUAAAUUAGUAGAUGAUUGCAACUUCGUUUUCCCAUAUAAAGGUGAUCCCAAAUUCACAGGAAAGAGCUUAAGCAGGCUCGUGGAAUUAUGUUUUGGGCAAAAACUUAACAAGUCCGAGCAGUUCUCAAACUGGGAAUUGAGACCAUUGCGAGAAAAUCAGAUAACAUAUGCUGCAUUGGAUGCAUAUUGUUUAUUGGAGAUCUAUAAUGUACUAGCUGAAUGUUCAUUAGAUAUGGAUAUACCGUUUCAAGAUAUUUGUAAUGAGAUACAACAUAUUCCACAGAAGUUUCAAAAAACACAUCCGAAUAAAUCUACGUACAAGAAACCUAUGCAUUCUAAGUUCGCAAUGGGCAAUAGAAGCAACGAAAAUUACCUUAUGAAUACAGGAGCUGUGCCAAAAUAUGAUGGGAUGACUAACCAUGGACCUAAACAAGGGUAUUCACAGAGUAAUCAGAACAAAUAUGAUAAUCGUAUGAAAUACGAUAACCAAAAAAAGUAUAGCUAUAAUAAACCGGAUAGUUACAACGGAAACAAUAAUUAUAGCAAACAUGAUAAUUACAACAGAUACAAUAACUAUAGCAAAAACGAUAAUUAUAAUAUGCGCGACAACAAACAAAUACAGGACAGAACUGGAUACACAAAUCAGAGAUACGAUGGUCAGAGUAAAUACGAUGGCCAGAGUAAAUACGAUGGCCAGAGUAAAUACAAUGGUCAGAAUAGAUAUGAUGGUCAGAGCAGAUACGAUGGCCAGAGCAGAUACGAUAGCCAGAACAGAUACGAUGGCCAGAGUAGAUACGAUGGCCGGAGCAGAUACGAUGGUCAGAACAGAUAUGAUGGCCAGAGCAGAUACAAUGACCAGAGCAGACAUGAGAGUCAGAACAGAUACGACAGUCAGACUAGGUACGAUAAUCAAAGUAAACGUGACAAUCAUAAUAGAUAUGAUAAUCAAGAUAGACGAGAUAUUCAAAAUAGACAAGAUCCUUGGAGUAGACAAGAUUCUCGCAAUAGACAAGACGUUCAGAGUAAACAAGAUUUUCAGAAUAAGCGAGAUGUUCAAAAUAAAAUAAGAACUAUCCAGAGUUAUAGUAGGCCACAAUCUGUUCAACAGUGCCGUGAUCCAAUCGCCGCACACACGUGGCGUGUUGUUUGUGACUCGAUGUUGGGUGGCUUGAGUAGCAGAUUACGAAUGUGUGGUGUGGACUGCGUACACGUGUUAUUUGAUGAAGGAGGAAACGAAUCCGCUACAUUAGCGAUGACUGAAAAUAGAUUUUUGUUGACGCGUCACAGAAACUAUCACAAAUUCGAGAAGUACAUACCACUGGAGAAAUGCUACAGGGUAGUGGAAGAUAUACCCGACAAACAGCUGUGCGAAGUAUUGAGGUAUUUCAGUGUCGUAGUCACGCAGGAUGACAUUUUCAGUCGUUGUCAGAAAUGUAAUAAUGAUGAAUUUGUGAAAAUUCCAAAGAAUAUUAUGGAUAAACUGAGACAAAGCUUCAUAAAAAAUAUAAAGAGAAAUCAUUAUCGCAUGGUUCCAUCCGAACAGAUGUAUCAAUUUGAUGAUUCAUCAAAAAGCGAUAUCUUCAGUGUCGAUGAUGAUGCUUCAAGCGACGACUUCGAACUCACACGUCCAAUAAAUUAUCUUACAAACAGUGAGCAUCGUAAGUGGCGUCUAUCCACAAACGUCGAUAGCGUCGACAUUACGAUGUGUUUGACUAGAUGUCAGGCGCGGAUACAAAUUGAUAAAGUCCCUCUGAAGUUAUUGAAGAGUAUGCAAGUUUUUUACAUAUGCGAACAUUGCGGAAAAGUAUAUUGGGACGGUUCACACUUGGAACGAGCACUCAACGGUGUUAUUAAAGAUUUAAUUGUAGAGUAAGUACAUUACAUGUGAUGAGCUCGAAGAAAGGAUUGAAAAAGCGCAAAAAUCAAAAUUGUCCUUAAUUUGAAGCUUCGAGAACAUGAUAAUUGUUCCUAGAACAACGCCAAUGAUAUAUAAAAUAUACAAUAUUGUCAAGCUUAUUAAAGACGUCUAAUCGCGUUAAUAUUUGCGACAUAGAAAUACAUAUUCGUAUCGAUAUAUAGUUACCAUUCCUUUUUGCAUUUCUCAAGUCUGAUACGACAAUAUUGUAUUUUAUAAUAUUUCGUUUGUUUCAAUAAUAUACAUUAUACAUAUUAAUGUUACCAUUAAGGUUAACCCGAUUAAAUUGUUUAUCAUAUUUGUUACCUCAUACCAUAGUUAUGAUGCCAUGAUAAAUUUUUGAAACAAAUGCUAAGUUAACGGUUUACUACCGGUUUACUAAUAUUGAGAUUUUUAUUAACAUAGAUUGUUAAAUAAUCUAAAACGUUUAUUAGAACUUAAAUUGCCUUUUUUUCAAUCAAAUGUGUAUAACGAGAAAUCUGAGGUAUGAAUUGAUUAAUGAUGAGGACCAUAAGAUGAGAUUUCUAAUACACAAUUUUUGCGUGAGAGCACGUACAAUAUCUUCCAUAUAAGAGCGAAUACGAGCCAACUGUAUUAAGUGUAUCUAUUUCGCUGCU
Odontomachus brunneus is the source of this 4300-nucleotide messenger RNA. It is a transcript of the gene Nbr, whose product is annotated as exonuclease mut-7 homolog. The transcript is spliced from 13 exons. The record is from RefSeq and is a predicted model, not a curated record. Gene Ontology annotation, biological process: nucleobase-containing compound metabolic process. NCBI's taxonomy places the organism in Eukaryota, Metazoa, Arthropoda, Insecta, Hymenoptera, Formicidae. Bases 213 to 3641 code for a protein of 1142 amino acids. Gene Ontology annotation, molecular function: nucleic acid binding; 3'-5' exonuclease activity.